UGUCUAAGUAUCAAAUAUUGUGCAGACAGGUGCGAUGGAGGGUCAAGUUUACUUGAGCAGAAAUAAACUAGUUUCAUUGUCGGAACAAAACCUAGUGGACUGCGCCUCGCGGGGAGACGGCUGUAGCAGUAGCAGUAAUAUGCUCGCCGCAUUCACUUACAUUGCGGAGAACCAAGGCAUCGACACAGAAAACACCUAUCCAUAUUACGGAAGAAAGCUGCGAUGCGCUUUUAAAAAUGAUACUGUGGGUGCAAAGUCUGCUGGCUACACGACAAUAAUGGAUGGUAGCGAGGAAGUUCUGCAGGAGGCUGUGGCGACACAGGGCCCCAUUGCAGUUGUUUUGUCAGCACGAAAUGUCGUACUAGAGUAA
Messenger RNA from Papilio xuthus (Asian swallowtail), 370 nucleotides. RefSeq names its product cathepsin L-like. Gene Ontology annotation, molecular function: cysteine-type peptidase activity. NCBI's taxonomy places the organism in Eukaryota, Metazoa, Arthropoda, Insecta, Lepidoptera, Papilionidae. Bases 35 to 370 code for a protein of 111 amino acids. Gene Ontology annotation, biological process: proteolysis. The transcript has 3 exons. The record is from RefSeq and is a predicted model, not a curated record.